AAGUGAGAGAUCGCGCAGCUGCAGCUGGCUGUCUGUCUGGCUGCCGGGGCCGUGGCCGGAGGAAGAUGUGAGGGGAGGUUGUCGGUGUCGGUGUCGGUGCCUGGAGUCCGGGCGGGCGGGGGUUGACGCUCCCAUGCCGCCUGACAACACGUGGCAGCGCCGAUUACCAGGAUGUUUCGCCGUUCAAGACUCAGUAUAAGGCCCAAUGUGAAGCCUGGUGGAAGAAGUUCAUCACAAGCCUUGAAGGGGGAUGAUAAGACUCGUACUUCAGACCAGCAACUAAAUUCAGAAGGAAAAUCUUCCAAUGAAAAAGAUGAUUCUGGACUUCCAGCUGCUUCGGAGUCUUUCCCACCAACACCACUGCCUAAUCCAGGUGUUGCACAAGAAGAGAGAGACGACCCAGAUGAACAGCAGGAAAAUGUUCCACUUAACAAGAAUGAGAAGAAUGAUAAGACUGGUGUGUGUGCAACACAGGGUAAAUCACCCGUGGCACCUUUGCAAAGAAGGAAGCGCUUCUCCACCAUGUUGAAUUUGGCCAAACCAAGAGCCACAUCUUUGUCUGCACAGCAGUCGGCCAAUCUAACAGCAAAAUCUCCUCAACAACAAAAUCUAUUAGCUCCUGUCACCAAUGUGGCAUCCAUUCAAGAUAGUUCUGCUCCGUCCACCACUGAGAAAGCACUUCCCAAAUCUCCAGAGAAACGAAAACCCUCUUCAGGCCAACAUAUCAAAUUGCCAGAAAAGAAAACUCCAAUUCCUCAAGUACCACAGUUCUCCCCUGUUAAAAACCAUGUGCACAAAGAUUCAGCUGUAGGAACUAGUUCUCCCCGAGUGCCAGUGACGCGGAAGACAUUGUCUUCGCCACUUAAGGAGAGGAUUACGCCCAGCAGCACACCAACAAAAGGAAUCGUCCCGUCUCCCAGUGUCUCGCCUGCACGCCCAAAGUCUGCAAAAGUCCCAGAUGACCUUGAAAGACUCAGGAAAGCACGGAAAUUACGAGAAAUGUUGAAAGAGGAGAUGAAGAAAGAGAAGAAAGCUCACAAAGAAAUGAUUCCAUUUUGGGAAACUAAUCACCCACCAGAACGUACUAAAAUGACCAUGAGAGACUUCAUCUACUAUCUGCCUGACACUAAUCCAAUGCUAUCUACAUUCGAAGAAGAAAAAAGACCACCUUUCCCAGUUCUAAAUAAAGAGCCAGAAGUGGGAAGUGCCAAUGCCCCAGCUAAUGAGGAUGAAGAUGAAGAUGAAGAUGAAGAAUCUGAUGAUGCUAUUCAGGGUCCACGAGUCAAAGUAGCUGAAGAUGGCUCUAUUAUUAUUGAUGAAGAAAGCUUAACGGUCGAGGUUUUAAGGAUGAAGAAAUCUAAUAUUGUUGAAGAAAAUGAUCCAAUUUUUGAACGUGGCUCUCAGACAACCUAUUCCAGCUUUAGAAAGAGCACCCAUACAAAGUCAUGGUCUGAUAAAGAAACUGACAUGUUCUUUCUGGCAAUAAGUAUGGUUGGGACAGAUUUCUCUAUGAUUGGUCAGUUGUUCCCAAACAGAUCAAGGAUCGAAAUAAAGAAUAAAUUUAAACGGGAAGAAAAAUUGAAUUCAUGGAGGAUAGACAAAGCAUUUAAAGAGAAGAAACCACUUGAUCUGGGUUUUUUUGGAGAGCUUUUAUCUCGGGUUUUGGAAGCAGAGGCAAAGAGAAAGAGAGAAAGGAAUGGAGGAGAUAAAAGUCAAGCUCCAAGAAAAUCAACUAACAAACGGAGCAGGAAAAGCAAGAUAUUGAAAGAGUCCGAAAGUGAUCCUGAUGACCCUGAUUCAGUUGAAGAUACUGAUCACGAAUUAGCAGAGGAUGAGUCUAAUGGCAUAGCAGAAGGAACUGAAGCAUCCUGCAGUCUGGAAGGUGCACAGAAUGGAGACUCCAUAUCAAAAGCCUAUUCGAUCAAACACAAGCAAAAACGAAAGAUGAAAGAUGCUGCAGAACAAUCAGAGGAAGAAAUUGCUACUGAACAACCAGAGAAAGAUGAUGACAUUGAAAAAUCAGAAUGUAAAGUACAUCAGCGCAAUAAAGGAGACGGGGAAGAUUCAGCUUCAGUUUCAAUUAUAGAAGAUGAAGAUGAAAACAAUAAUGUGACCAAUGGUGAAACAUUGUCUGACCGAGAGACAUCUGAAAGCAAACAGUCACCGCAUGUCAGGAGAAAGGAGAAACCCAAGGAAGAAGAUAUUUCAUUAAGUGGAUGUGAAGACGAAACACUGUCAGGAACAACAACCCCAGUCACAAGAGGAAAUUCUAACAAAUCUCAGCUUGCUCGGCGCCAGAAAGCUAAGCCCAACUUAAAACUGAUUGGGAGGAAAAAAGCAGGAGGAAAGCAAGAUAUAACAACUGAUCAAAAACCCAGUGCAUCUUACGAUAAUGGGGUGGAAUCUGGGGCCGUCGAGGAGAAGGAAUCCGGGCAGGAUGAGGAGAAGGAAUCCUGGCUCAUCGAGGAAAAGGAAUUCCAGCCCAUCAAAGAGGAGGAAUCUGGGCCCAUCAAGGAAAUGGAAUCUGGGUCUGUCAAGGAGAAGAAAUCCAGGCGUGUCGAGGAGAGGGAACCUGGGCGCAUUGUGGAGAAGGAUUCCCGGCCCAUUGAGGAGAAGGGAUUUGAGCCCAUCGAGGAGAAAGGAUUUGAGCCCAUCGAGGAGAAGGGAUUUGGGCCCAUCGAAGAGAAGGAAUCUGAGGUCAUUGAGGAAAAGGAAACUGGGCCCUUCGAAGAGAAGGGAUCUGGGGCUGUUGAAGAUAUAGAAUUUGGUCCCGUCGAGGAGAUGGCAUCCGAGGCCAUUGAGGGGAAGGAAUCCCCACCCGUUGAGAUGGGAUCAGGACCUGUCGAGGAGAGAGAAUCUGGGCCUGUUGUGAAGAAGGAUUUCAGACCCGUCGAGGAAAAGAAAUCUGUCGUCAUUGAGGAGAAAGAAAGCGGGCCCUUCGAGGUGAAGGGAUCUGGGGCUGUCGAGGGGAAGGAAUCCCAACCCAUUGAGGGGAAGUUAUAUGGGGCUGUCAAGGAGAUAGAAUCGUGGCCUGUUGAGGGGAUGAGAUCUGGCCCUGUCGAGGGGAAGGAAUUCCUAGCCGUUGAGGAGAAGGGACCCGAGCCUGUCGAGGUAAUGACAACUGGGUCCGUCAAGGGGAAGGAAUAUGGGGCUGUUGAGAAGGUAUCCGGGGUCAUCGAGGAGAAGGAGACCAGGCACUUCGAGGCGAUGGGAUCUGCAGCUGUCGAGGAGAAGGGAUCACCGCUGCAGGAUCAUGACACUGGCCUGGAAGAACCAUCUGAGAUUAAGAAUGUCAGCAGUGCAUUGAUGUCUGAAACAACAGAAGCUGAUAAAACUGAAGAGAUAACAUCAAGCAAAGUACAAGAUUCUGACACUGAGCCACGGGCUGUAGAGAAACGAGAGGAACCCAGAAACAAACCAUGUCGACCUGUAAGGAGUCGUUUCCAGAAGCCCAAGCCAAAUUUAGGGAGAGCGGUGGUAAAGAAAAAUGUGUCAAUGCAAGAAAAAAAAGUUGCUGCAGCGCCAGAAAAUAAUAGUGCAAUUCAAGACGUUGUUGGGCUCAGUCCAGAUACCUCUAUUAAUAAAGCAAGUGAAGCUCACCAGCACUCUGCAAGCAAUGCUUGUUUUGUAAUGGGUGCAAGAAAUUUGGAUGACAUUCCAACGCAGCAAGAUGCAGUCCAGAAUCGAUCAGGAGGAACCAAUGCAUCAGCAGUCUCAUCAUCUCUGAUAUCUCCAGAUGCUGCAUCCUCGGAUUCAGCUGCAGAGCCAUCAAGAAGAAGCACGUGGGAUUCUAACAAACUACUGCAACCCGAAAGGACAUCCGAGUACCACGAACAGAAUGAGGAAGAGGAGAUAACGCUGGCUGCCAUUCAGGAAAAUAUUUUGAGCAAACCAACUAGAUCUGGAAGACAGCCCAAGCCCACAUCAUUUUAUACUCCUUCAGCACAUUAUCAGCGACCAGCUAUUUCAACAUUAUUAUCUGAGGGAGAAAACGAGGGCAAGGUCAGAAGUAGACCUGUUCGAUCUCACAAAGCUAAACCCAAAGUCAGCAAAGUCUUGGGCAAGAAGGAGGCUCAGACUAAAAAUACUGGGAAAGGUCAAGGAACACCAAAGAUGACGCUUGUGACCCUGAGGGCAUCCCAAGAAGCUGAUGAUGAUGAAGAAUCGGAUAUAGAAGAGGAAGAUGACAUCUACCCCAUCAAUCCUGAGGAGGUCAACAAAGCUCCAGCGUUUGUGCCAAUUAGUCUUCGAUCUCCUGAACCUGUUCAAGCCCAAGUGGAGGAAACUAUGGAAGAGCUUGAAAUAGCAAUUAAUGUCUCAGACAAGAACUAUACUAGUGAUGCUGAACAUUCACUUCUUGAGUUACAUGAUAAACGUGAACCCAGUCAGUCAUGCACCUUUAUUCCAGAGGAAGAUUACCACCCAACAACUGCUGAACAGAUUGAACAUUUUGUUGAAGUUAUUGAAGUUCCAAGAGAUGAUCCAGUUCAAGAAGAGGAUCACCGCAUGGCCGAGCUUGGUGAUAGUUUAAGGGACGCUGCAUAUACAGAUGUAAUCUGUGUUGAUCAGAAGACUUCUGAAGAAGAAUCUGUCCUUGGUAGUGAUGUUCCUUCCUUGCAGAUUGUGACGUGCGGUACUCACAGUGUGAACGAUGAAUCAAGUAUUGAUUCUAGCAGACCAUGUGCUCCUCCAGAGGAAGAUCUGAUGAGUGAACUGGACUUGCAAAAGCCUCCUCUUCCAGAAGAAGAUGCUACCAAAGUUGGUUCCAGUUCUUCAGUCACUGAGGUAUCAGAUGGUGCAGAGAGGAACAUUGCCAGGAGAAGGUGCAGAUUUCCAAAACCUAAACCUAACCUCGGUAAAUCCACUUCCAGAAGUCAUGUAAUAAAGCCUUAUCAUACCACAGAGAAUGAAGAAAUGAAAAGCUCCGCUGGAUCGGCGUUGGAAGGGGAAAAACAGGGUAAUAAAACAGAACUGGAACCUGAUGACUCCUUGCCAAUUCUAUUGGUGACAAUAGAAGGCAGUGAAGAAAAUGUAACCAUAAAACAGAUUCCAGCCGGACAACCAAAUAGUAAGAUAUUGGUACCUGAUGAUCAAGACAGAUGUGUGGGUGAAGAGGGAGUGAGCAAAACUUGGCAUUUAGACUCUGAGACCAAGCACCUGGGUGAAAGGUUACAGAUUUUAACAUCUCAUGGACAAGACAACUCUGCUGGAGAAGAACAGAAGAUGAAUAGAAGUGAGCAUCUGGAAAGUGGAUCUGAUCACUCGAAUGAGCAGUUGAACUUAUCUGAUGAACAAGACGGUGUGGGAGAAAAAGAGAGACUAAAUAGAACUGAACACACAGAAAGUGGAUCCGAGCAUCUGACUGAAAAGUUAAGUUUGUUAUUAUUUCAGAAGAAGGACAAACAUUUGACAGACAACGAACAAAUGAGUAAAACUGAGCAUUUGGGCAAUAAGGUCCAUGAUCCCAGUGAAGAGCUACAAGCUUCUGAUGAACAAGAUGAGUGUGUUGGAGAUGAGGUGGAAAUGAAUCCCACUGAGCAUCGAAAUGAUGUCAGUGGGCAACCGUGUGAAAGGUUGUCUCCAGCAGAUAUUCAACAAUACACAACAAUUCAAAGCCAGGAUGUUCAACCAGGAAUUUCCACAGAAACAUACUUCACACAAUCUACAUUGACUUUAUGUCAAGCUGCUGAUCCAAUUCUGUCUGUUGAGGCAACAGAAACAAUUCCAGAAGCUCAGUGUUCGAGUUACUCACCAAAGAUUGGUAACGAAGAAUCUCAAAACGUGGAAUACCAGGAAACACUGAAAACACGCAAAGAAAACUUUGAGAACCUAUUGACAGAUGAAAACACAAAAGAAGAGACAAUCAUAUUAACCUUGUUUGAGAUUCCAGCCUCUUCUUUAACAGAAUAUGGUGAAUCUUUAGCUCCCUACAUCCCUGUUUCAGAAAACACCUUGAGUUAUGUUGAGCCAUGUCCACCUCUAACAACAGAAAACAUCAAAUUUACUGUGAGCCCUGAUCUAUCAGUAGAGGCACCGACUGUAUCCAGUAUGCCUGAAUCAGUGCCAAUUCUAGACAGUAACGUCCAACAAUGGAGUUCAAAUAUGCUAAGCUUGAACAUGGGACAAAUGAAUAGAAAAAGGAAAGCUGACAAUUUAAGUGUUGAUCAAAAUUAUUCUGUCACAAAGAGCCCAGAGAUUACAUCAAGUUAUGAGGACCCCAAUGAAAAUGUUUCACAGACUGAAAAAAUAAUUCAAUCACAUUUAGCGAACUUUUCAUCACCUAAGGUUUGCCCAGAACCGUCAGCAACAAAUACAUUAAGUGGUGAUGAUAUUACUCAAAUGGGUGUUCCACCACAAUCUGCUGAUGAUUUCUCAUCCGCUCCUUUGGAAGAAGUGCUCAAUCUGGCUCAUGUUGAAAGAUCAGCUCAGACCCCUUCUGAACCUGAAGAAGUGAGGAAAUCUUCACAGAUAAGGAGAGGUAAACUCGCUGUGGAACCCAACAUUUCAACAAGGAGAGCUGCAAGCACUUCUGAGACUGGUCUUUCAGAUAUAAAUUAUAAUACUCUGAACAUUUCAGACGCAACAAAAAAUGCACCGUCACUUCUGCCUCCUGAAGAAAGUGUACAAACUGAUGCACGAUGUAAUGCAUCAGUAGAUGUGGAUUCCAUGCAACAGGAGCUGGGUGCUGAUGACGAUUACAAAUGUGAAAAUGAAGCUCAAGAUGCUGCAGAGACGGCAACUGCCGCAGUAUUGGCUUGUUACUCUCCAGAGAUUUCAAUGGCAGUUAUAGAUGAGGGCAUUCUAACAGGGCUAUCAGACACAAUUACACAAAGUACAGGUUCUACCUCUAGUACAACGCUAAAAAGACCAGUUCGCAAACCUCGAGGCUUUUUAUCCUUCAUAUCAAAAAAGUCCUCUGAAGGUGAAAGUGAGGUGAAAUCCAAAAGGACGAAAUUUCAGAAACCAUGUAUAAAUCUCCCCCAGUUUUCUGGGAAAAGGCCAAUCCCAACUGCAGCAGAUGCUGAAGAAAUGAAAGCAAGUGGUUCUCCACCUGCAAAAAGGCAGUCUUGUGAAAAGGCAGAUGGGAGUCAACCCAACACCACAAGUCCCCCAACUAAAGUGACGGGUAACUCAUCGUUACAGAGUUGGCAGUCUGAAUCUUAUACGGAGGAGGCCUGUUGUGCAGCAGAACAGGACACAGAACAGAUGCCACCAACGAGAGUUGCAGAAUAUUUCUUCAGUGACAUUUUCACAGAAGUGGAGGAACAAGAAUGAAGAAGGGAUGUGUGUGAAGCUACAAAUGUAAUCGGUAUGGGUACAUCCCAGAAUAAUGUGAUUAGGUUCUUGACCUAAUCACUGCAUUGGGGUCAUGUGAUGUAUGAAUCUGAACAGACCUUAUUUGCUUUUACUUGCACUAUGAUCUCCUAUUAAUGUACUUCAGUUGUGAUUGCAAUGGGGAUUCAAAAUUUUGGCCAACUUCUUCAGGACAUAUCAAGAUUUUGCAGGGUGAUUUAUUGUAACAACGGUUUCGUUAUACAUGAAAAAUAACUGCUAUUUACUAUUCUUUCAAUAUAUUAUAAAUUCAUUCAGUAGAAUGAUAUUUUUAUUCUGCAGUUGUGUACGAUAUUUAAGGGUCUUGCAUUCUCUGAAUGUGAAUAAUGCCUUUUUUGUAACAUAAGCUUGACCAGUCGAAAUACACACUUGAACAAUGGCAACUUGAUUUACCUUUAAAGUGAUGUAAAUGUUAUUACAGAAAAGGGCAUACAAGAGGUGUGCUUACUCAUAUUUCUGUUUAUUGUAUGAACUCAUUCUGAUAUUGACUUUCAAUGAACAGAACGUGUAUGACGUCAAUGUAUUGCACUUUAACAUCCAAGUAAUUAAUCAGGAUCACUUUAAAUUAGGGAAUCUAGAAUCCAUGAAUGUAUGGGUUAUCAUAUAUUUGCCAAUGCAGUUACUCACCUGAGAAAAAUGAUUUAAAUGGAGUAUUUCUUGGUUAUAGUAAAUGGAAAAUCAUCAUAUUAAAGCAAUAAAUAGUGGAACCAAACCAAAAAACAUGAUACAGAGAAAAGCAAUGAAUGUACAGAGUCUAAUUGAAAAGGACAAAUUGUAUUAUUGAAAUAAUUCAUUGACAUCUAAGUUGUGAGAUAAAAGGGCAUAGUAUGUUUUUGGAUUUUGAAUGCAGAUUUUAUUGAGAGAAGUGGAAUAGGAACUAGUUACAUUUGUGCACAAAUUAUUACAAAAGUAGUUGACUGUUAUGGUUUGUUUUCAACAAUUUGGAUGCAUGUCAGAACAAUGCCUUGUGAUGAAUUCGUAAGUCUGUCUCCAUUUACAACUUUGUUGUAAUCGUGAGGAUCGCACAAAUUUGAUGAGUUUCUCUGAUACUGAGGACUGUUUUUAUCACUCAUUUGUUCUUUGAAGAAUGUGCCUUAUUCAUCUGACGGUGACAUUCCUUUUAAAUAACUAAUCAAAAGUAAAUAUUUGCAAGUUUGGAUGUGAGCCUGUCGGGCUAAUAUCAACAUUUACUAUGAUUGAUUUAAGUUUAAAGUUGCGAUGGACUGAGAUUUGUUUGCAUGUCAUACAUGUCAAUAAUGAGAGACAAAAUUAUUUUUUGUAAAAUUACCUGCACUUGUGUUUUUGUUCUUGAAUAUAUUUGCAUAUUUCAGAACAAAUUUUAGUUUUGGGCAAAUUGACCUUUUUAAACUCCUUCCCAAGAUGUGUUUUAAAACAAGCUAUUAACUAUGUUCCUUUAGUUAACAUUAUGGAAAUGUGAUGUGCUGUUAAUCAGACUGUCUUUCAAUAUGGGACAUAAUCACAUUUGCAGAUAAUUUACCUCAUUUUUUGUAUUUGGAUUAUUAUUUAAUAUUAUUCUACUCAGGUGACUUUGAUAUUUUGAUGACUUGAACAUUGGAAAAAAAUUGAAAGAGAAGAGAGAUUUCGAAUGAAUUAAAAUGUGAACUUGUUAUGUUGUUAA
Amblyraja radiata (thorny skate) is the source of this 8971-nucleotide messenger RNA. Its product is annotated as BDP1 general transcription factor IIIB subunit. The record is from RefSeq and is a predicted model, not a curated record. Gene Ontology annotation, molecular function: TFIIIC-class transcription factor complex binding. The transcript is spliced from 31 exons. Bases 172 to 7275 code for a protein of 2367 amino acids. Lineage: Eukaryota; Metazoa; Chordata; Chondrichthyes; Rajiformes; Rajidae. Gene Ontology annotation, biological process: RNA polymerase III preinitiation complex assembly. Gene Ontology annotation, cellular component: transcription factor TFIIIB complex.